AUGAGUCAAGAGUAUAGUGAUUAUGGGAUAUCUAUCCCUAUUUAUGCUAUGCGAAUUCGUAUCUUACUGGUUAAUCCAAAUAUGGCUUCACUUAUGCACACAACAUCAAUUCUUGAAGAAGCAACAUACAAAGUUACAAGUGCUGAAUUCCCAAGUGUAGCACUUAAAAUGAUGCAAGAACGAGCAAAUAAGUUCGACUUAGUCAUUGCUGCAAUGGACAUGCUAGAAAUGGACGGCUUUACAUUCCUUAAAAUUGCGAAAAUGGUUUCAGACCACCCUGUUGUCUGUGAUGACCAGCUGACCACCUAUAAAAAGCAUGAUCCAUUGGCUUUCGAAGCUAUUGAACGAGGAGCUUGCGAGCUUUGCACUAAACCUAUAAAGCGGGAGGAUGCUCAGUAUUUCUGGCAAUAUGUGUUCAGAAAAGAUAGAAACAAGACUCAUACUGAUAUCAGAAAACAGGAAAAGAUUGUAGUUGGAGCUAGCAGGCAUACAGAGAACAACCAGAACAACCAGAAGAGAAAAAGAGUGCAGUAUGGUAAUGAGAAAACAUUGAACAGCGAUACAGAAACCUCGACAGGUAGAAUACAGUACAAGAAAAUUAUCAGGUGGAAUACUGGGAUUCAUGCUAAGUUUAUGAAAGCACUUAUGAAGAGCAAUGAAGAAGCGAUUAUUCCAGCACAACCAGGGCCUGAAAUUGCGUAUUUAGCUGCUUUAGCUCAGAAAAACAAAGAACGUGGUGAUCAUCGUUCUACCAAUAUGGCAGCAACUCCAACAAGUGCUUCUGAUACAAUACAAGCUCAGGGUCUUUCGAAUUCUACCAAUUUAGCAACUCCAACAAGCGCUUCUGAUAAAAUACAAGUUCAAGGACUUUCAAAUUCUACCAAUUUAGCAACUCCAACAAGUGCUUCUGACACAAUACAAGCUCUCCCAGAUGCAAGUUAUGCUAUAACCAAUGCUCAAAGGUCAGGAGCUACUCCAAGGCAACAACCAAAAAAUGUACUCAGCAAUGCUGCUGCUAUAAGACAGGGCUAUCGUUUUCUUCAAAAUCAUGAUAAUGUCAGCCAGAUUGGAAUACUGAAUGGAACAAGCUCUAUGAACAAAACUUCACAUUUAUUCAACACCAGUAACCAAUUGGCAGUUAAUGAGACCACUGGCAAUCAAUCGCUUCUUAGAGGAAGGAUUGAUCAAAAUCGACAAGCAUAUUUGACUAAUACUGGCACAGAGAAUACAAGUUCCAUACCAAACUUACAGACUGAAACAGUUGCGCUUUCACCAUCAAGCUACAAUAGAAAUGCCUUUCAGUCUGAAAAAUUUAGCAAUGGAGCUUUCACAAGUACAGGCGAGUUGAAUCCUAGCAACUUACACAACUUACAGGUUGAAACAACAGGAUUACUUCAGACUCCAGAUGUUCUCAAUUUUAACUGUAAUAACAACAGCCUUUUGCCUUCUUAUGGUUUAGAAAACCAGGCUAUACAACCUACAAAUGAUUUAGUUGGGAAUAUCCUACAGAUAAACAAUGAUCCAAGCAGUGAUUUCACGAGCUUGGGCUUCAACACUGGCAAUGAUGCGUGA
Molecule: messenger RNA, 1572 nt
Organism: Chenopodium quinoa (quinoa)
Lineage: Eukaryota; Viridiplantae; Streptophyta; Magnoliopsida; Caryophyllales; Amaranthaceae
Product: two-component response regulator ORR26-like
Exons: 10
Coding region: 1-1572 (523 amino acids)
Biological process (GO): phosphorelay signal transduction system; cytokinin-activated signaling pathway
Source: RefSeq, a predicted model, not a curated record